UAAUUAAACAAUUUUAACAUAUAAAUAUAAUAUUAUAUAAACUCCACUUCUCAAAAAAUAAAAUUCGAUAUGUGUAUUGCAUUUGUUUUAAGUUUGACGCUCAACAAUAUCAAUUGCUAAACAUUACGCGCAGCCGCACGUGUUAUAUUCAUCGCGAAUAUUGUUAUUAGCUUUCAUGCUUCGUCAACAACAACAACAUUUCACAAGUCAAGUAUUGUAUAAAAGUUUUCUACAUAAAUAAGUGUACAAGUGGCAAUAAAGUAUUCAGUCCAGUUAAGAAAAAUGUUUGAUUUCACUUCUUCGCCCCAGUCGCCUGUUCUUCAUAUGGAGAAUCCUUUUCAAGCUGUCCUACAAUUUAUCUGGGAUGUGUUACUGUUUUUCGUAAAAGCCAUUUAUUACACCAUGGAGUCUGUCUACUAUUCUUUGCUGCCAAAUCGUUUGCGUAAACUAAAGAAUGUUUCAGGACAGGUCGUGGUAAUUACUGGCGGUGGAGGAGGAGUGGGAAGAUUGUUAUCAUUGAACUUCGCCAAAUUAAAUGCUCGUGUAGUCAUCUGGGAUAUCAAUCAAGAAGCGAUAAAAACUACGGUGGAAUUACUUGCUCGAAAUGGCUAUGCAUGUAAAGGGUAUGUUGUUGACAUUUCUGACCGGGAGCAAGUAUACGAACGAGCAGCGCAAACUAUUAGAGAAGUGGGUAGUGUCGAAAUUUUAUGCAAUAAUGCCGGUGUAGUGUGCUGUCGUCCAUUUUGGGACCUGCCAGAUCGUGUUAUACAGAACACUUAUAAUAUUAACAUAAUUUCCCACUAUUGGACUGUGAAAGCGUUUCUUCCGCAAAUGAUGCAAAACAACAGGGGUCAUAUAGUAACUGUGGGUUCAGUGACGGGUAUGUUGGGCACCUACGGUUGCAGUGAUUAUAGUGCAACAAAGUACGCCUGUAUUGGAUUUCACGAAAGUCUGUUAACCGAUUUAAAAGCACACGGUUACAACGGCAUUCACAUGACUUUGAUAUGUCCUUACUACAUCAACACAGGUAUGUUCUCUGGCGUACGCCCCCGAAUGUUUCCAAUGUUGGAACCGCAAUAUGUUGCUGAUCGCAUAUUAGAAGCGGUUUGUAAGAAUGAAGUAUGGUGUGUGUUGCCUAAUUCAAUACGCAUGCUGACUCCACUGAAGUGUCUUUUGCCCGCAAAAGUGUGCUGGGAGCUCAUGUCGAGAGUCAUCCGUGGUCCAGAAUCGAUGAUGUUGUUUCAGGGGCGCGGCAGAGUGCCAGCUGGUUAAGCAAAUUUUACCAAUGUUUAUAUACAUAUCUAUUUAUGUGCAUAUAUGAACACGCCUUAUACAAAUUUAGAUUUUAAUGUAAGUUUA
This is a messenger RNA of Ceratitis capitata (Mediterranean fruit fly), 1359 nucleotides long. RefSeq names its product epidermal retinol dehydrogenase 2. Gene Ontology annotation, cellular component: lipid droplet. Bases 283 to 1272 code for a protein of 329 amino acids. Gene Ontology annotation, molecular function: oxidoreductase activity, acting on the CH-OH group of donors, NAD or NADP as acceptor. Lineage: Eukaryota; Metazoa; Arthropoda; Insecta; Diptera; Tephritidae. The transcript has 4 exons. The record is from RefSeq and is a predicted model, not a curated record.